AUUAAAGCUAAUCUUAUUAAAAUUUAUUUUAAUAAAGUUAAUUCAAUUCUGCUUUAAUCAAUUCAUUAAUACAAAUGGCUAAAUUAUCCACACUUAUUAUUAUUCUUGCGAUCGUUGCAUCUGCCCAUGCCGCCGCUAUAUGGUUAAGUCGCGCAACACCUAAAACCGUAACGGUGGAAAGUAAUGAUGUAUUCUGCUCGUUCCUUCCAAAAACGCCUGGGGAAGAAAUCGGGGAUAGUGAAGACGAUGCUAUACCAUUUUGCACUCAGGCUAACCCUACCAAUGCACCUGGAGCCAAAAAAUUUCCCACCGGUUUCAUUAAGUCUGCUCACUUUACUAAAGGAACAGGUUUUGUUCAAAUAACCGGUACCAUUGACAGAACUAAGUACAAAUUGAAAAAAAGUGAUGGAGGCGGUCAAUAUGAUACUAAAGCACCUUCUGGUGCAGUAUGCAAAGGAUUUAAAAAUUUCGUGAACUUGGUUGAACCUGAUAUUAACAGAUUCUGCAUUCGCUGCUGCACUGACACCAAAAAGUGCAAUACCGGAAAGAGUACUGAAGGUUGCGCUGUUGUCGUCCCUGGUAAUUACAGUUAAAAUCAGAUAUUUUUAAUAUAAUAGUUAUUAUUACACUUAGUUUAAUUAUACCAUUAGUUAACAAUUUAUACCUUUACAUUAAUUAAUUUUAUAAAUUAAAAUUAUGUGUUUAAGAAAAAAAAAAUUAAUAAUUUUUUUUAGAUUUUUAAACUUUGCAAAAAUAAUGUCAAAUGCACUAGUUACAUGAAUUAUCAUUAGACUUUAUUAUUAGACCUU
Messenger RNA from Rhizophagus irregularis DAOM 181602=DAOM 197198, 809 nucleotides. RefSeq lists its product as uncharacterized. The record is from RefSeq and is a predicted model, not a curated record. Lineage: Eukaryota; Fungi; Glomeromycota; Glomeromycetes; Glomerales; Glomeraceae.